AUGUGGAGUGGAAAGAGUGGAACUUUUGCCUCUGAAGGUGAGUCAAGCUAACUUAUUUGGUUUUUCGAAAAACCAUUAGUUAUAAUAUCGGCAAACUAAUGUAAGUCGUGGGAAGAAAGCCACAAACUGGACCAACUGAGCUCUCGUUUCACUCGGCGGCAUCUAACACAAAUUUGCCAGCAUGAUAAUCAGUACGAAAUAACGAAGGCUACAAAACUGGUAAGCUCUCCAAGGCGCGGAGCUCUGGUCUCACACUAACACACUCUCAGUAGAGAAAAUAUGGAAUCAUUCUUGUCUCAUGCAUGUAUCUCAAAAAUUGACCCGAGAUGAAAUCAUUGCGUUUGUGACAGGAAGGUCUUAAAUCACCUUAGAAACCAAACUGUUUUUGUAGAAAAUAUAUGAGGCCAUUCAGGCUAGAAAUUUCUACCAAUCAGAAAAAAAAUUGAAAUUUCGAGUAUGAGAUGUUGCUUAAAUAAUCUUAAGAAUAUCCUUGAACUUCUGAAAUGAGGAAUAUUUUUGCUCAUAACUGUAAGUUAGUUACAAUAAAUUUUGCCUUACAGUUUGUGGCGAAGUUGUAAACAACACGCUGAAAAGUCCCGGAUAUCCAAGUGCUAACUAUCCUAAAAUGUUGGACUGUAUUUAUAUGGUUGUCAUUCCAUCUGGCAUGGCUAUGAACGUUUCCUUUGAAGAUUUUUACAUUGAGGAUGACAGUACGUGCGAGUAAGUGAUUUAUUCAAACAUGACAGCCAUAAAUUUAUUUGCAGUUGGAUAGAGGAUGGAAAAUGGAGCGGGGGUGUAGAUUGGGUAGGAUAGGAAAGAUCGUUGUGCUUCUCUACCCUUCUACACUCGUGAUUUUCUUUUACUCCUGCAUUCGGUAAAUUCAUUUCCGUCUCUUAGGUAUGAUAAUCUGAUGAUUAUCAAUGAUGAAAACCGCAACUACGGAAUGUACUGUGGAGACUGGACAGGACAUACAAAAACUGUUUCUGGAAAAUAUGUUUUGAUAACUUUUCACACGGACAUAGAAACCCAAGAGAGGGGAUUCCACCUGCUAUUUACUGCUGUUCCAAUCAGUAAGUUUAACCUCGGUGGAGAAUUAUUAUUUUAGUGUUUUCAAAAAUUUUAAACAAUUCUGAAGUUAAGCUUUUUCAUGGUUAGACAGAAAGUAUAGACAUAGAAAUUCGGCCAAACGGAAGGAAGAAUGGAGAAGUAUGGCAAACGUUUACAUGGACUGACAUGCGAAACAUAGCAUGAAAACGUUUCAAAAAAAUUUUGCGAGGUUCAUAAAGCUUCCAAGAGCUGCUGUGAAUAUUGUUUCCACGAACAUAUGAUAGGAUUCAAAUACCUUCCUUGUAUUCGAUUGUCUCACGAAGCUAAACUUGAGGAUGAAUAUUUUGCUCACGCACAGUCGAGAAAGUGUCAAAUCAAACGAAAGCAUGUACAAGUCGGAGGUCGAAAACGUUAGUUUUAUGCGAUGAGGUUCUUCAUAAUUAUUCACUGACAAUACUUUAACUUAUUUCAGCAGGAAACAGGACAACCAAUCAGCCAUCAUUUAGUGGUAAAUAUCAUUCCAAAUUAAUAACAGUUGAUAAGGCCCUACCUGUAAUUCAAAUACAUUUAACUAAACUGAAGACUUUAUUACAAACCGUCGCUUGAAUAAAUGACGUUGGAUUUUGUCGACGGGUCAAAAAUUAAAUAAUCGGCAUUAAAUAUUUAGAUGUAAAAAACAUUUGUAAAUGUGUAUAAGUCACCUUCUCAAUUGUGACUGGCCACGACAGGCAUGCUACCGCUCAAAUUUAGGAAAUUUUACGUUGCUGUUUGGCAGAGCACGGCUGACAAAUGUACAAAGUUUUGAAACGCAAGAGCUGAACUCUUGUUCCGCCCAUAAGAUCUUUUGUUACGCCACGUCCUCGUUGCCCUCGUCAUGGUGUACAAAAAUGUACAAUAAAUCAAUUGUAAAUUGAGUGUUGUUAGAUGGCGACAGUAAUCAAGGCCUUGCUUUGAUUUUACACGUCAGGUUUCGGUUUUCUAACGUGAUGACAGAGGCGACGGCGACGUAAAGAGACUGGGUCUAGGCAGUCAGUUGCUGUCGGGCUUACUUCACGAAAGAAUCUCGGAAACUGCCAGUUUUCCGGCCAAUGUGAACCUUUCGUGCUUAGUUUCUUGCGGAUUUCGUUCAGUCUUUCACUUAAAUCGCCGAGCAUAAAAUUUAUCAUCUUCAUUUACAUCAUCAUUGCGCAGAAGCAUCACAUGUUUACACUCAUAUCCUUGCAGUAUGCAGGAAAAUUGUCUCUAUGGACUAAGUUAAACGGCUUAGCUAGCUGCGUGUCUUAUAUAGAUUCAGAGGUAGCGUGUCGAAAAUACCAAUCGGGAGGUCGUAAGUUCGACUCCUUUUUUUUUUCAUCUCCUAGUAUGCGUAUGUCAUUCACUAAAUAACAUAUUCCUUAUAUUACCAGGAUUAAAAUUAACCAUCUUCACUCACAUCAUCAUUGCACAUGAGCACCACAUGUAGACAUUUCUAUCCUCCUAGUAUGCAGGAGAUUUGUGAAUGAUUUAGUGAAUGAUACAGGCAUACUUGGAGAAAACAUCGAGUGCUCUCGAAAGGAAUGGAACCUACGACCUUCCGAUGAGUACUUUAGACACUCUACCAGUGAGCCAUAGGAGACUCAUGGCAAGCUAGGUCAUUAAGCUUGUCCAUGGUGACAAUUUUCUUGCAUACAGCAAGUGUAGGAAUAGAAUAGAAUGCCUUGUUCAACGUGCACCGAGUGAUCUACUUUGAAGCUUCCAUGAAAACGCCACAAAACACUGAAUAUUGGAUACUAAUCGUUAAAAAGAUCCUGGAGUUUUUUUUCCUCUUUGCAUUGAUAAAAUUCAUUCAUUUAUUUGACAAUGACUUUGCUCAUUCUACGAAGAAACACGUUGUGUCCUGCACAUGUCGGGCUUUUGAAAAUAGUUUCGACAUAGGGGUUACAUGGAGAAGUUCCUUUUACAAUUCGUUACAGUACGGACCGAGAGGUUAGUAAGAGGUGAUUAGGUAUCUAGGGUCAAUAAUAGCACUGCACCACCAAUUUGACUCUGGAUAACUAAAACUUUAACUGAUCUGGGUUUGACUUUAGGCAGUCCAUCGAAUGAAACAGAGUUAUAUAAAGGUUUUUGGAGAUUAUCUUACUGCCGACAAUCUUGUAGAAUACAAGGUGAAUUAACUAUGUGCUGAAGAUAUUGAUAUUGCAAAGGUAUUGCUUAAUUGCUUGAGGUUGUUGUAUGUCUAUAGGCUGUGGCAAGGUGGUAAACGGCACACUUAUGAGCCCGAGAUACCCAGCGAACUACCCAGCGUAUCAGGACUGCAUUUAUCUGGUUCCUAUCCCACAAGGAACAACAAUGAUCAUCUCUUUUCACGAUUUUGAUGUGGAAUAUGAUGACCAGUGCAGGUAAGGGUGAAAAUAACAUUUACUACGAUACUUGUGGUCACACAAAAGUCGUUUUGAGACAAAAACAUUGAGGAAGACCAACGUAGAUAUUAGUAACCAAGUGUUGAUAAAUUUGAAGAUUAGUAACUUGAGAUCGGUUAAAUUGCGUUGACGAGGCGUACUGCAAAAAUUUUUAAAAUUACUGGACCUGUUUAUUUUAUGCUCAGCCAAAGAAAGCAAAUCAGAUGAAUGGAUCUCAUAUGUAACUAUCUUUUUCCUUUUGUUCGCAGUUUUGAUUAUUUGAAAUUUACAAAUGAAAAAAAUGACAAGAUUGGUAAAUACUGUGGCCAAAUAUCAGACCCCGGGCGGACUGUUCUUGUAACUGGAAAGUAUGCAAUACUGAUAUUUCACUCCGACUCCAGCGCUCAGAGAAAAGGUUUUCUUUUAUUCUUGACAGCCAUUCCUCAAGGUAGGUCACUUCAGAAAAGCGUACAACUCUUCAAUGAAAAAUAGUGGAGUUAUAGGAAAAGAGAAAUUUAAGAAGGACAAAUUUUCCUCGUGUAAUAACCAUUAUGAAAUCAUAGGUUGUGAGCGGACUGCAGGUGAGUUUAAAGUGAUAAGAAACUAAUCGAUUAUUCCGCUGAUUUAUAUUCCCGAGUGUCACUUUUAUCUUUGCUGAUACUCGCAAGAAACUUGUGACAUGUGAAUCUAGUACUGGCCGUUGGGGUGGAAUCUGAAGUACUGCCUGGAGUUUGAUUCCAAGGGGAAAUUCGGAUCAAUUCAUUGUAGUGACGAGACGAACGACGUCUUUCAUCUUUUCCUUCUAUCCUUUACAUAAAAACGUUGAUUUUAGGAGAAAAUCGUCCUUAAUGUUCAAGAAAAACUGCAUUGCCUUAUUGAACAACGUGAAGACCGCUUAUGUCAACUCAUAGGUUUGUUUUUCUUUGACAGUCCCACCCAGGGUAUUGGUACCAGCUCCCGUUGUACGAUCAUUACCAGGCUACGAAGUGACGUGCUCAGCGACCGGAAGUCCUCCCAUUUACUUGGCUUUAAUGAGAGAUAACACUGUUCUAGUAAAUACAACUACUCCAGCACGAGUCAGAUUGUACAUGGAAGGAAAUUAUACUUGUGUCGCAACAAGCAGAUAUGGAACCAACACGAGCAACUUUGUGUUAAGUUUUGUUGGUAGGUGCUUAGUUUGAUUGACAAAAGAGUCUAACUUGAACAGAAUCCGCUCAAGCACUUGCUUUCAGUGUAAGAUCUUUUUCUAUUUCAGCUCUUAAGCGGACCACACAAAAUUCCAUCCUUAAGUCAAACUAAUUUCAUAUUUUCGAACUUCAACUGAGGGUAUUCAGACAGUAACCGACCCCAAGGUCAUUUACCUAAAUUACUUUUCAAGAUUCACCUCUGAAAGCAUAACUAUCACCAAUACAUACUUUGUUAAAGAAAAAGGUAAAGAUGAUAGAUUAAAGGUUUUCUUUGCUCUUUUUUCUCCUUCAGAUUGUGGGCAUAACUGUCGCCAUUCGUGGGAAGGCCGUACGUUUGGGAAUAGUCUUUACUGCCUAGGGUUGAUGUCACCAGAACUCGCUAUAAAGUGCACUUCAACCGUUACUGACAAGAUGUAAGAUCAUUGAUUUCCAUCGUUCAUAUAUACGGCAAAAAAAAGAAAUAAAAGUCACGUGGACUUCAUUAGUAAUCGUAUUGACCUUUUCUCUGUUUCAUUAGUCUCUAAGGUUGUCUGGGACUGUCUCAUUGACAUAUAGAUUUAGCCAAGCCUGAAAGCGGAGCUCCAUUUGGUUUAUUCUACAACCGUUCACUUUCUCAGAAUUUCUCAUUGGCUGUUGAGGAAUUUAUUCACGGGAUUUUAGGGAUUUGUAAUUAAUUAUGUAGAGCUUGGUAAGGAUUCAAGGGCAUUUUAUUACCAAAAGGGCUUUUCUUUCUUCAUUUGCUAAAAAAGUUUUUAAAAUUCAUUCCGAACAGCUGGUCUGAAAUCAAUACGUACAAGUACUUCCCUUGUCUUAGUCCUUGCUCAUUUGAUGAUUUUUUUUUUAAUUCACAGGUCCAUGGAAUUCACGGGAAACUUUUCACAUCCUUCAGCUGGUAUUUUUUCCAGCCUGACCAACCUACAUUGGCUGUUAGUAUACAAAGUUGAAACAUACGAUGCUAACCACGGCAAUUACUAAUAAAAGCAACGAAUGAUUGAAACAGAGGGACUAGUACUUUCAUUACUUUUUCGUAACAACUUCAUAAAAAAACACUUAUUAUAUAAGGUUAGGUGAGGCUUCUAAACGCAGGUCGAGAGCUGGUAACCACAAAAGCUAUGAAGUUGAUAGUUGGAUUGAUCUGAAGGUGUACACUUUGUCCUUACCGUUUCUCAUAAAGGCACUAAGUUCGUCCACUCUAUCGGGUUUACUUGGCAGGUAAUAAAUAAUUUCAAUAAUCAAUGAUUAAGAUUCUUUGGGAUUAGAUGUUGUAAACUGCUAGGGCGCGUGAAUAUCACAACACCAUCCCCAGCCCGCUACGUUUCUCAGGAUUGAAUGGGAGCAGUUGUGUAAAACCCAAAUGAUUUUAAAAUUUCAUAACGACUUUGUAUGUUUCAUAGGUCACUGAGAACAAACAACAUCGAAGAGUUACCAGGCAACCUAUUUACCAACUUAACCAAGUUGCGAACCUUGUAAGUUAAGUAAUAUCCACUUCGAACUUAAAUUUAUUUAAUUUAGUAGGAAGUAAGUUGAUGUGCAGCAGACGCGGAAGCCUUAUAUAUAUGCCGAAAGACUGUUUAUGUCUGCCCUUUUUGGAUUCAAGGUGGAGAUUUGGAAAUUUUAACAAUACCAUUAGGAAAAGAAACCUAUUUUGAAAUUUUAACGAUACCUCUGGGAAAAGAAACUCAUUGGACUGGUUUUGAACUAAAAUCUGCGCUGCUCAUCCUCAGAUGUUGCCUUAAAUCACAUAAGACAAGAUACUUCAGCUUCUUGUUCAUCCAACUGGAGAUUCUCCUGGUGUUUAGCAUAAAGUAACUAAGAGUAAUAUCAUACAACCUGGAUGAGAGGUUACCCUGAGCUAUUCGUCGGGUUUUUCUGAUAGUUUACUUGUCUCAAAGUCAUAUUCCUGGGUAAAGAGUUUUACCGCCAGAGUAAGGCACAAGAUCAGAAUGAUCUCUGUCUGUGCUCAAGAUCAGACUUUCCCUCCUGGAGAUAGUACAGACUAAUCCACAGGGUCUUUCUUCUUUCAAUAAACAGCUUUCUCUCCAUAAAUUUUGAUUGUGGUUUAGGAUAUCUAACGUCCUCUUCAGUGAUAACUUUCCGCUGUAUGUGCUGAACGUCAUUUCUUGAAUAAUAAAGCACCAAUUUUUACAGGCUCUUGAGUGAAAACAAGAUCACAUUUCUUCCUGAAAGAGUGUUUGCUACAUUGACAAGUCUGUGGCUGCUGUACGUAGACAACUUCCCCAACACUUUUGGUGAAUUUUGCAAAUUAUCUUAGAUCUAUUUUGGUUUACAUCGUGUACUUUAUAAGGUCAGGUUGUUCCUAGUCAGAAUUGAUCCAACAUGGAACGACUAAUAUGUCUUUUGUGUAGAGAUCAGGUAACCAGCAGAAAUCAACUCACGAGUAAUAUUACAAAAGGCACAAAGUUCUCCUAAAAAAAAAAAUGAAAUUUUGUAUUUCAAAUAACAUACACCCGCUAUUUUUCCCAAUCUUAAAAUCCUUUAAAACAUACAUCGCUAUGGUUAAAAAAUUCUCUUGAUAGGGAUUUAGCUUCAAACAUCAUUUCGGUUUUACCCGAGGAAAUAUUUGCUGACCUACCAGAUUUAACUUUUCUGUAAGUAGAUAGUUAUAUCUUAGUUCUGUGUAAGGUAAGAAAAUGUAAGGAUAAUAUAGAAGUGGUAGAGCCAAAGGCUAGUGGUAAAUAAUUUUAAAUCAGUUACAUCAGUAGUUGUCUUUCAAUUCAUUUUUGUAAUUGCUAUUUCAGUAUGAAUUAAAAAAACAUAAUUUUGCCCAAUAACUUUCCAAGAACAAUAUUUUCUUACGCAGCAAAAACAAUUUGAGGAAGUAUAUAUAAAUCGACCCAGAUAAGUUUCAUAGUCACAAUUAAUCAUGCUGCCUAAAAAGUAAUGUUCGAAAAAGUCCUGGAAAAUAAUGUUCACAAGAAGUAGCUCUCUGUUUUUGAAGCUGCCUCUCAUAAGAGUUGUCAUAUCGUAAAGUUAGGUGGCUGGCAGAAGGGUCAAACGUCUUGCGAUUGUAUAAAAUUUCGAAUGCAAAUUAAACCGGUUGACGUGAUGAAUUUCCUUCGACAGGGACGUUUCUGACAACGCUUUAAAGUUUCUACCUGACAGAGUGUUUGCCGCUCAAGAAAAUCUUAUCUGGCUGUAAGGGUUUCAACUAACUUUUUCUUGAACGGUCAAUUUGUUUUUGAUUAAAAUAUCUUUGCACGAGUUUGAUCUACGAAAUAAAAAAUGCUAUUUACUCACUCAACCUUUGAGCCUUUAAAUGUUCAGUGGCACAUAAGACCUCAACGAGGUCUCUCCAAAUCGCCCAAAUCGCACUACCUGGCCAGGUGAACUUAUCGAAAGACUCUAGUGCGUAGCUGUCGAUCGAGAUUUCAUCUUUCUCAGUCGUUAGACAUAACUUUUACUUUGCCCAUAUUUAUAUUGAGCCCGAUGGUGCUGGCUUUGUCAUUUUACUUCGAACUCUUUCGUUGAAUGUGAACCUGAGUGUUAGAGGGCAAAGCUUUGUCUUGGGCAAAUUCGAAGUCUUGGUUGCAGAGCGUCCACCUGAUGCCAGUGGCUUGCUGCUCUUUAAAAUUUUAUAUAUUAGCCUUUCCGUCUAUGCGGACAUUAUGCAUCCUUGGGACACACCUGGGUUCGCUUCAAAGCUCAGUCUAUAGCUCUACGUGCAGCUGGUAAAAUUGUUCUAGAAUUGAAUGAUAACUUUUGUUACCUAUACUUCGUCACAUGUCGAUACUAAGUUGUGUUAUUCUUUUUAAGUCGAGUACAAUGAUGCAGAUAUGGUGGCCGUAUUGUGCAUUAUUUCCCCCUCUCUACAGGAAUCUGACUGCAAACAUGAUCCAGAAUCUCAGUGCGGAAGUUCUUUCCCCUCUCACACAAUUGGUCACGUGGUGAGUUUGAGUCCGUUUUCACCUGACAACAUUAGUUUCCUACGUCCAAUUAGGUGUUCAUGUUGUUGAAGCAUAAGUUUUUGUAAAAGGAGAGCAGAAGCUCAUAUUCAUUUUCACAAACAACAGCUGUUAAUAUUUUGUUCUUUGAACAAACUUUUACAAUGCUAUAGCGGGGAAAAAAAGUUCAAACGUAGAGCUUAUGCAAUUUCUCCGGUCUUAAAGUCCAUGCAGAGACAGUGUUGUAAUUAUUACUCAAAGAUACGAUCUAACGCUUAAACUAAAAAAAAUAAUUCCGGAUAAAAUCACAAAAUGGCGAUUUAAUCAAGAGGCAAUAAGCAUCGGCCGUGAUUGUAUCGCAAAACUAUUUCGUUUCCAUUCUCUCUUGUUCGGUCACAGAAAAAAAAAACCGGAAGGUCGAUAAUAGUUUUAAACCAAAAGCCCAAUAAAAGGAUGCUAUUAUUAGUCAUCAAAGUUAUCGAAUUAAUUUCACCUUGUUUCGUUUUUUUGUUUUGUGUUUGUUUUUGUUUUUGUUUUUGUUUUCAGGCUUAUAGCUUCAAACAAUAUUAAAAGUCUCUCGGUUGAUAUGGUCGGUCGCCUUACAAAAAUUGGAAAACUGUACGUUCCGACUUAAUUUGAUUUUUCCAGUUAAGGCUAUUGAUACAUCUUUAUCAAAUUAGUGAAGUGAAAGAUGUCUUGCCUCUUAGGAUAAUCGUUUCAGUUUCUUUUAUCUACCCUUUUUAGGGAAAUAUCCUCAAAUGAUAUCCAAAACCUUGACGAGGAUUUGUUUGCCCUCAUGGACGACUUAAAAUCUUUGUAGCUAUCGUUAAAAUUGUUUGCUUAUAGAUAAGUGAUGACUUAAUUUGCCAAAACAUUAACUUUGAUCAAAUUCUCGAACGUGGCUGACUGCCGAUUUCAGGCCUAUUUUAAUAAUGUAGGUAUAAAUAUUGUAGGCAUACUGCAUGGACUAUAUCAGGUUCAUUUUCUGUAGCUGAGAGGAAACACUAAUCCAGUAUCCAAGAUAAGGCAUAACAACCUAGAAACAUCACAAUAAUGGUCACAAAUUAAAAUAUGAACGCAUUGAUGGAUAACUUUCGAUUCACUUGCACGAGGGGAAUAUAUAAACCAAAGUGGCAUUUUUCUUCGUUAUCAUCAUACAACAUAUUUUAAGUAGUAAAGUUAUUAAUAAGUUGAAAUCAUGGAACAUUGAAAAUAACAGACAUCGUGGGUAGAUCUGAACAUUCUACUCUUUUUAAUUUUGAAAGUGGAACGUUUUUUUCACACUUUGUCGUUGCUACAGUGUUUUAUUUCUCCUUCACAGGUACCUGGGUUCAAACAACAUUUCAUACUUACCAGCCAAGUUAUUUUUCAACAAUGAUAAAAUAGAACGUUUGUAAGUUCAAUGUCAUUAUGAUUUAUCAUAGAUAUACUUAGAAAAUAUGGUAUCGAACAGUGUUACCUUCUUUAUAGGACGUUCAAACUUUGGGAAAUAAUGAAAGCGUUUCAUUAUUUCCCUGCACUUUUGGAAUAGCACGAAUGCGUAUGAUAUCAUCCUUCAAGAGGAGGCUUCCUUGCGAAACUUUUUUCCAAGUUAAAAUAGAUUUUGAUCGGUUGAGGGAUUAUAUGGAAACUUCACACUGACGUUCCUCAGCACUACCUCAUGUUUUCAAAGGUGGACAUAUUGUCUUUCGAGAGAUCCUCUCCGACACACUCCUUUUGCAGUAUUUGGUACUUUAAGAUGCACCCACAUCCACAACAAAAUCAUUACGAUUACUGAUCAAAAACUACAUAUUUGUUUUUACCAGGGAUCUCCAGUACAACAGAAUUGCCAAGUUACCGACCGAUAUUUUUCGUAACAUGAAAAGGUUGCGACAUUUGUAAGUAUCUUAAAAACGACGGCAUUGAUCUAACGAAAGCCAGACGGAGGCUUGAAGGAAAUGCGAGGUUUAUGUAGAGGGAUAUUUGACUGAAAGAUCCUGAAUGACACUCGAAAAUUCCGGUAUUCGAAACUUUUCAAAACCAUUGUUUUGAAAACUUAAAAAUUCUCAAUAAAAGCUAAGUUUUUCGCUUGUCUCACGAUGUAGUCACGUGUAAUGUAGAUCGCGACGUUUCGACUGCAUACUGCUAGUCUUCUUCAGGCGAUGAGGUCGACUGGUCAUACGUGAUCUUAUAAAGCAUAAUGCUCUGUUGUAGUUAGUAGCUUUGAAAUCGUUGGUGGGUUCGGCAAAAAAAAGACCGGAAAACCAAACAACAGUGCCGAACCCGCCAACGAGUUCAAAGCCACUCCGAUUUUGCCUUAUGUCAAAGGUCUGUUCGAACAGCUUCGCCGUUGCCUACAACAACAAGGCGUACGCGCUGUUUUCAAGUCGGAGACUACGCUAAGAUCUCAGUUAGUACGACCUAAAGACGCUGUCGACCUGGCUAAAUAAGAUGGCGUAGUUUAUAGGAUUCCCUGCGAAUGCGGCAAGGUGUACAUCGGAGAGACUGGAAGACCUAUGUCAGACAGAAUUAAGGAGCACGAUCGAGACAUCCGACUCGCCCGUACCGAGACCUCUGCCGUUUCAGAGCAUGCCCACAACACCGGACACAAGCCACUCUGGAACGAAGUAAAGUUUAUAGAUCGUGACCCUUAUUACUAUACGCGCAAGGUCAAAGAGGCAAUUCAUGUAAGACUUCACCCUAACAACAUCAACAGGGAUAGUGGAAUAGAAAUUCCGGAGGCAUACAUGCCCACGAUCAAAAAACGCAACAACAGGAGAGCCGUUGCCUACAACAACAAGGCGUACGCGCUGUUUUCAAGUCGGAGACUACGCUAAGAUCUCAGUUAGACUAUACGCGCAAGGUCAAAGAGGCAAUUCAUGUAAGACUUCACCCUAACAACAUCAACAGGGAUAGUGGAAUAGAAAUUCCGGAGGCAUGCAUGCCCACGAUCAAAAAACGCAACAACAGGAGAGCCGUACGACAGAGGACCGACGAGGGAGCAAAUCACUGAGUGAACAGCAAAAAUCGAAAUGUACCAAUCAGAGCUGUUGAAAAGCAACUAAUCACAGCAGAGCAUCAUGCUUUAUAAGAUCACGCAUGAUCAGUCGACCUCAUCGCCUGAAGAAGACUAACAGUAUGCAGUCGAAACGUCGCGAUCUACAUCACACGUGACUAUAUCGUGAGACAAACGAAAAAGUUAGCUUUUGUUGUUAUUCACCACGAUGAAUAACCACAACCUUUUCUACGAAAUCAAAAAUUCUCAUUGGUCCAUGGAUAGCCUAUGAUGACUUGUUCAAAAAUUGACAACUGCACGGCCUCGUGAAAAACAUAACAUAUACUUGCCUGUCUUAGAUUUUGUUACAUUUUGUGUCCCAAUAUGAUAAGUAAUGGUAAUAGUACUGAGUGGAGUCCAAUUCGGUCUGUAAUCACACGAGUGAUAUAUAUAUAUAUAUAUAUAUAUAUAUAUAUAUAUAUAUAUAUAUAUGUAUAUGUAUAUAUAUUUAUAUAUAUAUAUGUAUAUAUAUAUUUUUUUUUAUUACUAAUCAAUCAUAAAAAUUACAAUUUCCAGGAAAAAAGUGUAGAAGAAUAGCCAACAAUAACCGAUAACAAACUGUUCGAUAACAAGCUAUGCCUUGUUUUGCCCCGUCGAUUUACUUCUCUGACAUUUGUAAUAUCAAAAAGGGGAAAAAUUCAUUGAAAUAGCAGAUAGGAUCCUAAUUUUUCCCGUGGAUAUGGUAUAACCACAGAAACGAAAGCUCUUUUUCACAAAUUCCUGAAUAUGUUUUAUAUGGCAUGUCAAGUACGACAAGGCUUUUCAUAUAUGGCGGACAUAACUUAUUUUUAUGCUUGGUUGCCACAUGUUACUUUAAUACGGAAGAAUAGAGGGUCAUAGAACCCCACAGAGGCAGCUCACACUUGAUUUAAUGUGCGUUUUACCUAGCUUUUGCUACUUCACCUGUUUUGCACUUGUCUCCAAAUUAAUCGAGGAUUGUAAAGUGUUCGUCAUGAAUUCGUUAGAGUGACCAAGUGAUCUCAACGAGGAACUUGUACCGACAAUCUCUACUAAUGAAGAACUAAAUGAACGUCUUGUCGAGUCUGGGUAACUUUUUCCUUAAUUUUUUAGAUUUCUAAGCGCCAACCAACUGGAGAUUAUUCCGUACAGAGUGUUCUAUAGUCUGGAUGACCCAUGCACAAUGUAAGUGUAAUAUGUGGUGUGUGUUCUUAGCGAGUAAAUGGCCAAGGGUAGAGAUGAUGGUGGUUUAAAAUGAACUCAGUACUAAUUUAGAGUGUAUGUUUUACAAUUAACGGCUUUUGGACAUGUCAAUUGUUACGAUACAGAAAAAUUUUGCCCUAUAUAUCAACCCAUCCCCAAAUUAAUCAUUAAGUGGGUGAUCAAGGCCAAAAAUAUCAAAUUCUUCCUUUUCUCCUUUGCAUUUCGUUUGUUCUCUAAGCAGUCACUUCGGUCAUCUUUUUCCUUCGGUCUCCUCGAGAUCUAACUUCUCGUGACCAUCUUAAUCAUCAUAUGUAAAACACAAUAGACCAACAAAUAAUUUUCAAUGCUUUCAUCACCUGAUAUGUACUGUACUGUUAUCACUAUGCCGAUGAUUUUCUUUUCGUCAGAAUGCUUUCAGACAAUCCCAUAAUCACAAUUGAACCGGAAGCUUUUAAACUCAGUGAUGAGGAAUAUAAGGGAUGUAACUUACAGAUGUAAGUAAGCUCUUCGCCCAGACUGACACCUGAGCCACCCCGUUCACUUUACCAAUUCGUGAAGUACACCUUACAGAAGCGCUAAGUCAACUCAAAAGGAAUUUUAUAAAGUAAUAAUAAUGUCAGUAUAUCAAGAUGAUCAUAAGUAAUUCGUUCAUCGGCUGCAAGUCGUAUCAUGGUGGCCUUAAAUCAACCGCUGACAUUGCACGUCCCUCCACAAUGUAAACUUAAACCCAUGCGUUAAAGGAAAGUUGAAUCCAACCUACAACUUAACGGUAAAAUGCAGUGAAAGGUCAAGUAUAUUUGAUCUCUCGGUAAGUUGGAGAAUAACUCCCGAUUCUUAUAAUUUUGUCAUACGAGAAUUCUGUGGAUUUCUCUUACGUUGUUGUAAUCUAUCAUCAGAUGUCUGAUAAGUGGAAUUGCUAACGGCGUUGUAACUUGGGACUUGGCCACACCCGAGGCAUAUAGGGGAAGGUCGAACUGCACCACGAAUAGGGUUCCCUAGUUGCCAAAGUAGGCAAUGGUAAAAUUGAUUGACACUUAAAACGGAAGUACAACUGUAUCGAAUAGCACAAGAGCUACUCAACAAUCAACCCAUCUUUGGAAUAAUAGAGAAAUUCACUUUGACGGCGGCUAGAAAUGACGACAACUGUUUUCAAUCUAAUGUUCCGUACCCUCUGUACAUUAUUCUUUGCAGAUAUUUGUUACGGACGAAACUGAAGAUAUUUCGCGCGGAUUACUUCGUUGGUCUUGGUGGUCUGGACUUUGAACUGUACUGUAUCCCAUUCAGAAAGACAACAUUUUUUUUCCGAAGUUACACAAACAUGUAUCUUAUGCCAUCUUAAGAAGUUAGCUCACUUUCAGCGGGAGUAACAUCAAACGGAUGCUGUUUACACUCACUAGAUAUAAAUCCAGCUGCCCUCGAUGAUAAGUCUAACUGAUAUGUAGCUGACCAUAAAAGCUAUCAAUAUUAUCAACGUAACUCUCAGAUGGAAAAUUUCUGAUUUGAUUACAUCUUCAUCUUACUUAGCUAAAAUAUUUCUAUUGGAGUCUAUUUAGGUUAUAUUAGUGAUGCUGGUAAAUUGAGGUAUGAGGGCAGUCAUACACCUAGCAAAUAUGGUGAUUUUUUUUUCUUUUAUCAGGGUGUUAAAGAAUCGAACCGUAGGAACGUUAAAAUAUCGAUCUCUAGUCAAGAAUUGCACAAUAUAUCUGUAAGUGCUUCGCUUAAAACACAGCGCUGGUUAAAGCAGAGACAAUAAAACGUCAGUGUUCAGAAUUGCAUAUUUCCUUCUUUCCAAAGUAAGAUGCCAUAUUGUCUAUUUUGAAUCCUGAAGUUUAGACAAAAAACGCAAUUACGUUUUACCCUCUGUGCCGUGCCAGUCAGUCAUUUUUAUGUUUUGAGAAAGUCAGUUUUGUGGUCCUAUGACAUUAUAACAUCUUGAAUGACUGAUAUUUUGCAUUCCCAGGAAUCCUGUGAUUCUGAUACAGAAACUGUUAAAGUUCAAAAGCCAACUAGCCAAGAAAGUGUGGCGUUUAUCUCUGCGCUUAUGUCCACGGGAUUUAGGAGAAUACCAAGCAAUCUUACAGAUGACCAAUACCAUUCAUUCUUGCCAUGUCCAGUGGGAACUUUCUCUAA
Messenger RNA from Pocillopora meandrina, 14839 nucleotides. NCBI's taxonomy places the organism in Eukaryota, Metazoa, Cnidaria, Anthozoa, Scleractinia, Pocilloporidae. The record is from the annotation of a GenBank genome assembly.